Molecule: messenger RNA, 7316 nt
Organism: Rattus norvegicus (Norway rat)
Lineage: Eukaryota; Metazoa; Chordata; Mammalia; Rodentia; Muridae
Source: RefSeq, a predicted model, not a curated record
GAGGAAGGUUUUAUGAAAGUAGAUUUUCUUUUAGGAUUGAUUUUGUGCGUUUUCCCCCCUGUCAUGGGCCAGCUCCUGCCUGCUCAUCUCCACCCGGAGUUUGAGGGUCUUAACUCUUUGCCUAAGCAGAGUAUGCUUGACCACAUACAUACUUAUGCCCAACGUACAUUCAGGGUUAGAUGUCUUUGGGAUCAACUGUCAUAAUUUAGGGCUUGAGAGAUGAUUCAACAAGCAAGAGUACUAUACUCUUGCAGAAGUCCUAGGUUUGAUUCCCAGCAGCCACAUGGCAGCUCACAACUGUCUGUAACUCCAGUUCCAGGGAAUCCUAUGCUGUCUUUUGGUCCUUCUGGGCACCCGGAACUAUAUACAUGGUGCACUCACAUACAUUCAUCAAAACACCAACAUAAGUAACUAAUAAUUAAACAAACAAUCAAUCAAUCAAACAUAAUUUAAAAAGUCAUUUAAAUGAUGAGGGUUGGGGUGGGAGAGCUACAGACAUGAAGGAAAAGGUAAAUGGAGGUUUCAUUUUUCUCACGCUCAUUAAUCUGUAUCCUUUCCAGUCUCUUUCCACAGUCCAAUUUGACAUUACUAUUUACAGUAUUUCACUCUGAUUUCAUGCAUAUUGGUUAGUAUGCUUAUUGAAAUGUAUGGCAGGAAAGAUAAGUUUGCUUCAGUUCUUUAAAUUGAUAAACUGUCAUUCAGAGGUCAAAAGCAAUUGAUGCCUGUGGAAAAGAAAUAUUUCCAAAGCUGCAUCUCUUUAACCUCCCAGAACCACUUCUGUGAGACUUGCUAGACAAAGGCCCAAGCAGUCCCUCCCGUUGUCAAGUUGUGGGGACACCCCUCCCCUGCCACAACUCAGCCUUCCAUUGUUUUCAUCCCAUAGUUUUCUUGGCCAACUCCAUCCUUCCUCUUGGCGUCUACUGUCUAUAAUUUACUAGCACACCCCCAAUUUUGCAUCUCUCCAACUUCUAUGUAGGUAAUUGUAGAUACUUCUGAUUGGAUUAACCUGCCCACAGGUACCUGGAACUCAGUAUGCCUGAUAAACCCCACGUAGCCAGAUGAUAUCAUUUGCAUCCAGUCUUACAAGUCCAAAACUUUGAAAUCCAUCCUGGUUCUUCUCCUCAUACUCUGAAUUUAGUCCAUCACCAAGGCUGGCAUGUUCCGUAUCUCCAGCAUCACUUUGAAGCCCCGUGUCCCUAGCUUUGCCACUGUAGCUCAGACUCUGGUUCUUGGGUUAAGGUGGAACUCUGUAAAGCUCAUGUCUAAGUGCUUUAACCUUCCUAAAGAUCCCUUGUUUCUGUCAGAAACCUGCCUGUGAUUGUAGCUUGCCCUGACCCAGCCUCAUUCAUUCCUUCGUGAUGGUCACAGCCAGUGUACUCAUUUCAAACCAGAUUGUCCCCCAUUUACAUAAUGUGAGGCACAUAUUCUUCAAUAAGCAUACAAAAAUAUAAGCAGGUAAAGUUAGCCGGAUAACCACAUAACCAAUAAUAGAAAUGAUUCAUUAAAGUGUGUGUGUAUUAAAAUUUCAAGAACUCAUGUGCUAUGCAUGUAAAAGGUUUUGGUUACUAUUCAAAGAAAAUGAAUCUUACUGCCCUGUCUUCCUGCUGACUUCCUUUAGACCUGUUCCUCCAUUCUCAUCAUAUAGAAAUAGAUGCCUAGAUUCUACAAAUGAGAACACAUGGGAUAUUUGCUUACUUAAAUAACCUGGACAACCUCCAGUUCCAUCCAUUUUCCUGCACUGCCGUGUGUACAGUGCGUACACUUGCUUUGCGCACAGCUGCCUUGUUUUCUUUACAAUACCCUCUGCUGAUGAACAUCCAGACGGGUCCAUACCCUGGCUAUUGUGAGUGCUAUAGCAGUAAACACGGACGUCCCACAUACAUACUGCGCUUGCCGUAUAGCUCAAGUCUGAUGGUCUACAUUUCCUGUGCUUAGGAACUAUUUGCAAUUUGAAAGUUUGCUUUUUUUUGUUUUUGUUUUUUUUUGUUUUUUUGUUUUUUUCCUGUUCUGUUCUUAGGCCCUAGCUGACUUGAUACAGGGACCAGGUCACACACUGGGUUCUGGAGUUAAAGGUGUGGCCACUGUGCUCAGUCCUUGCUAAACCACAUUUGCCACUGCCCCUCCUAACCCUCCUGCUCCCCCAUCAUGCUGUGCUUAACCUCUGGUAAUACAUGAAAACAGAAACGGAGCAUUGUCUCUGGAAACACUUCCUCCCAGCACCAACCUUGGCUCUCAUUUUACCACCUCUACUUCCUUUUACCCCCAGCAACUGUAUUCUGUGGUAUUAUUUUUCUCUCUCAGCUCUGAGCUUAUUCAUGUUGGGGGGGUGGAAUCAGGGGGUUUUCACUCAUUUUUUUUUUAUUUCUAACUUAUCUGAUGUGCAGUGCCUGGCACUUGGUGGAUGUUGAACAAGAGUCCAGUGGACGAAUGAAGGAACAUCCUGUGAUGUUUGCAUUUGAUCCACUACACUUUGGGGACACAUACUACAGUUAUGCUUUCAUUUGGCUGAGAAUUUAAAAUGCCUUUUAAAAGAAGCUGACUAUGUCGGAGAUGUGAAGGCUAGCGUCUGCUGUGGUCUGACCGGUCGUAGUAAAAUCAUACUUAAACAGCCAACAUAGUUUAAAAGGUUUUAGUAUUUUAAGGUUUUAUUUUGAACAAAUAUAGUUUGAUAAUGAAAGCAGAAAAGAUCUUUUGUGAAUAAAAUAGUUCGUCAUCACGUAAAUGGAGCGAGGAGACUGUAGGUCUUAGUCUUUUCCUGCUCUGUGCAAAUAGUUCUGCAGUUACGCCUUGGGAGGGGCACCGUGGACCUAACCUGAUCAUUCUAUACUUUCCUUUCUGAGGAGACCAAACUCCAUAUUUCCCUGCUUUGCUUUGCUUCUUUUAUUUUUCUUGUCCUGUUGCCUGCCAGAGGCUGAGGUAACCAGGGAGCAAUGUUUUAUACACAGAAACCCAGCACAGGCUUUUGUUAGGCAGUCAGCAAGGCGUCAGUUUUUGAAUACUUGGCUCAGGUGAGCCAGACGAUCCCUUUGAUAACCCCCACACAGAAGUCUCUACGAAGCUCACUUCAGGAUCCAUGCAAAUCUGGGUCUGAAGGAGCCAUCACAGCACAGAAGGAACCUUCGCAAAUGAAGUGUAUCUUGUGUUUACUGGUGUGGACUACAGACAUACUGUGAAGAAAACAAACUGCACAUAAAUAAUUAUUACCAGGACACCGAGGCUGCAAAAACAUUCUUCAGUACUUCCACGAAUCUGUAAAACGAUGUGACUAGAGAGGUCGUUUUUCCAAACAAUGGGGGAAAGGGACCAAAGUUCAGAUACUGAUCAAGAAAGAAAAGGAGGCAAACACCCUUACUCGUCCCAUUACUCGUCUGACUUCGGGUCCUCACCACAGUCUUCUGGCCCCUCGUCACCUGUCAACACGCCACCAUGUGCCAGUAAUAGGGAGAAGAAUCCCAAAAGACACCUGUCAGACCACCACGUGCGCCACCAAACCGUUAGGAAAGUGAGUCCUAAGGCUAUACCCAACAAAAAGGGGGUCCGAGUGGGAUUUCGGUCCCAAAGCCUCAACAGAGAGCCACUUCGGAAAGAUCCAGAUAUCGUAACAAAGAGGGUUCUUUCUGCAAGACUUCUGAAAAUCACCGAGCUGCAGAAUGAAGUGUCUGAACUACAGGUCAAGUUAGCCCAGCUGCUCAAAGAAAACAAGGCUUUGAAAAGUCUGCAGUAUCGUCAGGAGAAAGCACUGAGUAAGUUCGAAGAUGCAGAGAAUGAAAUCUCACAACUUAUACACCGCCAUAACGGUGAGAUUACUGCGCUCAAAGAACGCUUAAGAAAAUCUCAGGAGAAAGAGCGGAUGGCAGAGAAAAGAGUGAAAGACACAGAAGGGGAACUAUUUAGGACGAAAUUUUCCCUACAGAAACUAAAAAAGAUCUCUGAGGCCAGACACCUACCGGAGCGAGACGAUUUGGCCAAGAAACUAGUUUCAGCAGAGUUAAAAUUAGACAACACCGAGAGAAAGAUUAAGGAACUAUCGAAGAACCUGGAGCUAAGCACCAACAGCUUCCAGCGGCAGCUGCUUGCUGAAAGGAAAAGAGCGUUUGAGGCUCACGAUGAAAAUAAAAUUCUCCAAAAGGAGCUGCAGCGGCUCCACCACAAGCUGAAGGAGAAGGAGAAAGAAUUGGAUAUAAAAAACAUCUACGCUAAUCGCCUGCCCAAGUCCUCUCCAAAGAAAGAGAAAGAAAUUGCAAGAAAGCAUGCAUCCUGCCAGAGCGACUUUACGGACCUGUGUACAAAAGCAGUACAGACCGCUGAAGACUUUGAGCCGGAAGAGUUUCCUUUCACAGCACAGACAGUCCUUUGUUAUGAAAACAGAUGGGACGGGUCAGAAUAUCUUCCUUCGUACCUGGAAUACCAGGAGCGAAAUGAGCAUGGGUCAGAGAGUCUAAGCUCAACUUUGGAACAAGAAGGAAAGUACAGCGACGACCAGGAUUCAUGUACUGCAAAGCAGGAGACCGGGAAGUCUGAAUGUGAAUGGGAAAGAGAAGAGCUUGAUAAGGUGAAAGGCAAGUCAUCUUUGCUAGGGAGAACAGAGAAGCUGGUGUUAGAAGCUGGAAGUGUCCAAACGGAAAGUUAUCAAGCUCAAACGAUUGAUAAAUUCCAAGACGAGGCGGAAAGACUAAAGACAGAAAUGCUUCUUGCCAAACUGAACGAAAUCAACAAAGAACUCCAAGAUCCCCAGAGCCUCAGCCGACCCCUUUUGCCGUUGCUACCCAACUUCGAAUCCAAGCUGUACUCUCCAGACAGAAGCCUCAGACCUUACACGUUCUCGGAGUCCUUAGACAGAUCAUUUAAUGGACAACAUUUGUCAGACAUGAGUUUUUUAACUCCCAGGGACGAAGGCCAGAGUCCAGGACUGAUCAGAAGUCCAGCUCCUUCAGAUGAGUUCUCAUUCGGUAGCUACGUGCCUUCGUUUGGAAAAACACCAGGAAAGUCAAAUCCACCUAGCCAAAAAAAUAGCCUUUUAGAUUUCCAAAGCAACAUGUCUGAGGGCCUGAGUAAAGACAGUCUAGAUUUCAUUUCAAGGAAAGAGAAAAAGGCAACCCUGAUGGAGCAGCUGUUCGGCACCAGCGCCAGCGCCAGCGCCACCAACACCAGCGCCAGCACCACCACCAACACCACCACCAACACCAACACCAACACCAACACCAACACCAACACCAACUGCAAUGUCCCCUCCAAGAGCAUUGACUCACAUUUCCCUGCUGCCAGCAGAGGUGACUUGGACCCUCUUCAUUUCCUCUCCGGGGACAGAAGCAGCAGAGUCCGGGAGCCUGAUGGUGAAGAUGAAGACCUUUUCCUCAGCGAAGGAAGAAGUUUUAAUCCAAAUAGACACCGGUUGAAGCACACGAGCACUAAGCCAACAGUCACGGCCGUUGACUCUAUUGACGAGGACAUUGAAGAGGUUACCCUCAGAUGACUGACUGGAGCACACAGAGUAUAUAUAUUUUUUCAAUUGUAAAUAUUAAAGUAUUUUAAUACAGUAUUUAUUAUAAACAUUUAAACUUUCAAUGGUAAAGUAGACUUAGUAGGGAGUAACUUUUAGUGGCUAACGAUGGCAUAAUCAAACAGGUAGUACUGUUCCUCAAAGCCGCAUUGUAAGAAUGCUUUUUUGUUUCGAAAUGAACCCUAAGGAGAGUUGUUGCUGACUGUUCCUCUGUUGUUACGGCUAGGUCUCACUGAGUUAGCACUGUGGGAAGUUUUACUUCAGUAAAUCUCAUUUCUUUUCCCUCUCAUUUUGAUCCAACCUCAGUGAGCCCAAGCACUGUUUUUCCCACUGAUGGCUAAGUGGAAAUGGAGGGUCUCCGGUAGGAUUAAAGACCUCAGUGGCAGACAGCAGUGGGAUGUAGGAGCUGUGCCCUUGUCUGAGGUGACAGAGCCAAGCCACUCUUGAGUGGUGGUGACAGUAAUGUUGGGACUUCAUUUUCUUGGAAAACCAUCCCUGGGGACUUGAGGGUGUUUAGAGGAGUGUGCACUGGGCGGUGACUCCUCAGGAGUAAUUGAUACUCCUCAGUUGCAGGCCCGGAGUCACUCAGUGCUGCCUUGCUGGCCGCGUGCGUGGAUACGGUAGAGCACAGGAGACAUGGCUGCCUUAAUGGCCUUCCUUUCUGUGGCUGCAGGAGGCUUGGGCACAAGCUCAAGGCUGUCCUUCCUCUCCUCUUCUGUACACUCUAAAUUCUGGUGACAGGUGAAAGAUUCCCUACCAAAUACGGGCAGUAGAAGAAAUGCCAGCCCAACACAAUGAUUUUCAACUCAAUUAUGUUUCCAGAGUGUUAUGUUUGGAAAUUUUCAUACAUAUUUUUAAUAUUUGAACUUGUGCUCAAACUCAGGAGACAGCAGUGCGAUACUCGUGAGUUUGUGAUGUUGACACAACUUCACCAAGAAGUUUUUAGACGUGGGGCUCCUGUCUUUCUGAGUAGAUGCGAUAGCUUUCUGUUGAAAGGCAAGGUCCUUCCACUCAGUCCAGGAUAGCUGAGGGGCAUUUGCUGACUUGGUCUGGCCUGUUGGAGCAGUAAUGUAUCAGCCAAGGAGAAGCAUUGCGUGGAACGCGGGUGACCUGUGGAACGCGGGUGACCUGUGGAACGCGGGUGACCUGUGGAACGCGGGUGACCUGUGGAACGCGGGUGACCUGAGCAGUGUGUCCAUUUGUUCACAUCUCAUGCAAGGCUUAGGGAAGGCGUUCCCAUGUUGUCUGGGUUCUUCUGCUGUUACUUGGUAAGACCUUCCCUGGUCAGUCCUAAUUCACGGCUGUACUGCUGUCUUCCCCCUGGAUUGGGUUCUUGUCAUUUUGGGGGAACAAACUCUCCUUAAAGUGCUAAAUAAUAUUUAAAAUUUUUCUCAGGAGAGGACUUUAUGAAUAAGCAUUUACUAUAUUGCAAAUCAUUGUAAUAUAUGUAAGCAUGUUAUUUGUGACACAGUUCUUGAUAAAGCAUUAUGUAAUGUUAAUUUUGUUCAUGGAUAUGGUUUUUCUUUUUUUACAAAAGUAUUCUAAUUUUAAGGGUUUUUAAAAUGUUUUUGUCCAGAAAAAUUUUUAUUCACUACUUUCAUUAUAUUUAUGCCUUUUCUACUUGAAAGUCUAUUUAACCCAGUGAAACAAAGAAUUAUUAAAAUUAAAUUAAGUUAAAAACUUAAAGGCAUUAUGAUGUUUAGUAUUAAAAUUUGAUAUUAAAAUGUACAGAACUUAGAGAGCAAAUCAGUUUUUUCUAAAUGUCAAGUUAAAUUAUUUGUACUCAGAACUCUUACUAAUAAAAAGUUAAAACACA